Staurois parvus is the source of this 345-nucleotide messenger RNA. The record is from the annotation of a GenBank genome assembly. NCBI's taxonomy places the organism in Eukaryota, Metazoa, Chordata, Amphibia, Anura, Ranidae.
CUAAAACAUAAUACAGUGCAAACAAACCAAACCAACCACCCACAGAUAACAGUACAUACAAGCAAGCGUCGUCAGGCAGGCCGGGUCAAUAUCAAUAGGGCAGGUAGGUACAGGGGGAGCAAGCGGAGAAGGGUCGGGGUCACAGGCCAGGUUCAGCAGGUAGCAAGCAGCGUGGUACAGAGGGUCAGGCAGAGGGAUGGUCAGGAGCGAGCCGGUAUCAGAGCAGGAGAAGUCAGCAGCGGUUCAGAUCAGGCAGGGUCAGCAAAGGAACAGAAACAGGAUGCAGGACUGAUACAGGGCCCAGGACAAACACAACACCAAGGCAGAGUCUGCAAGUCUGGCCAU